AUGGAGCUCACAGACGAACUGGCGGCAAUCUCCAUCGACACAGAGCCCCGCAAGGUGCUCAACGAGGCGCCCAAAAAGGGCAAGGGCAAAGUCCGAAAGGGACAGAGCGCGGAGGAGUACCAGAGACAGGUGGAUCUGUACACCUCGGGGCCUCCCGUUCAGACCUUGACAUCAAUCCUGGAAAGAGACUACAGCAACAUCGACGGCAUGGACCGACUCGACAGACAUGCUGUACGACAUGCUGCGGAACGGGCUUACUUCCUGAAAAAGUACGCGGAAUGUAUCAAGGUGGUGGACGACAGCAAGUUGCUGGAGAGUCCCGAAGUGGAAAAGAAACACGCCCGAGACGUUUACGAGAUUCGUGUGGUCUACGACUCGGCCAAGUCUCUUGUAUAA
Molecule: messenger RNA, 396 nt
Organism: Yarrowia lipolytica CLIB122
Lineage: Eukaryota; Fungi; Ascomycota; Dipodascomycetes; Dipodascales
Source: RefSeq, a predicted model, not a curated record